Messenger RNA from Rhagoletis pomonella (apple maggot), 2292 nucleotides. RefSeq names its product growth arrest and DNA damage-inducible protein GADD45 alpha-like. The transcript has a single exon. Gene Ontology annotation, biological process: regulation of cell cycle. Gene Ontology annotation, cellular component: nucleus; cytoplasm. Lineage: Eukaryota; Metazoa; Arthropoda; Insecta; Diptera; Tephritidae. The record is from RefSeq and is a predicted model, not a curated record. Bases 671 to 1201 code for a protein of 176 amino acids.
CUCCCAGACGGUGCUUAUCAGUUGCUUUGGCGAAGGCGAGAGAGCCUACUUCUGGCUGGCUAGGUGGCGAGCGCAAUGUAAAGCUUUUUUUUCGGUUUCUGAUGAAAUUCAAUAGAAACGCAAAACACAGCGAGAGCACUGGUAUAAAAACCGCUGCACAGCCGUUUCGGAGCAUUCAUUGUGAAAUUAAAAUCAAAAUUGAAGCAAGUCAAAAGAGCGUUUGAACGGAAUAAAUUGCAUACGCGUUAAGCUACUAGCCAAGUGAAAGCAUAGCAAGAAGAAUUUCAUAACAAAUUGUGAUAAAAGCAAAAACAAAUAAGAUUUUCAUUUGAACAAAAAUUACAGUGCCAUAAAAAAGCAGCAAAGAAAACACACACCCUACAAAAAUCACAAAAAGAGGGUUAAAAGAACAUUUUUCAAAGUAAAGCAAAAAGUAAACAAAGUGCAUAAGAACACUAUUGUACAACAACAAAAAGAACUCUAUCAACCAGUGCCACCAAAAGUGAAACCGUUGUCAAAGUCAGAGGCAAUCGCGUUUGAGUAUAAAUCACAAGGAGCACCAAGCGCCGGCAAACAAUCAGCAAUCGUAACUUCAACCGUUAGUGUCAAUCAAAGCUUGAAAAUUCCGCCAUACGCGCAAGCACCCAUCUACCCAACACGCACAUACAAAAUGGUCGUGGACGAAGCACGCAUCCAUCAUUACCAGAACAGCAACGCCAUGAACGACAUCAACCUAGAGCAACACCUUGAAGCCAUCAAUGAUAAGGCAACCACCACACAAAUGGAUUACUCAAAGAUUGGACGCACCGUCAAAUCAGCACUACUGAAGGCACAAGCUGAGUCGCGUGUCAUUGUGGGACUCAGCGCCGCCAUCCAAGUGCUCUCCAAGUCACCGGAGGGCUCACUCUUCUGCCUAAUGGCCGUGCCACAAGAUGGCGACUCCGCCACCCACAUGCACGAAGUGCUGCUGGAAGCCUUCUGCUAUGAAAACGACAUCUAUGUCAUCAAAGUCGAUUGCCCCACCAAGCUGAGCCGCAUUCUGGGCAAAACCGUAGUUGAAUCGUGUUGUCUGGUGCAAAAGACCUGGACCGGCGAGGAUGACGAGGAGCAGCUGAAUAAGCAAGAAUCACUGAUGGUCGACUACUGCGAGGCGUUCUGGGAUGCCCCACAACACCCAAUCGUUGAGUUGCCGGUCGUGUGAACGCAUGAAUGUACAGUGUCUGAACACAUUUCUGAACGGGAAGCACAUUCAACGCACAUAUGUACAUAACAAUGAAAGCGUUUUAUGGUGUAACUUCUCUUGUGGUGAAAUUAUGAAAAAAUCAAAUAUUUUUGGCCUAGACGAAGAGCGGGAACGAUGUCUGGAACACAAUGCCGCCGACAUUGGUACGUUCGAAGUGGAAAAAACCAAAAACAAAAGAAAAACCGACAACUUUAAAUCUGGAUUGUUGCGAAGCACGAGAUGAAAAAUGAAGCAGAUGAAGAUGUAUAAAUGUAGAUAAAUUCAGCUGAAGAUAAUGAAAGAUAGGUACGUGCGGCACGGCUGGGUCGCAUGCAAUUUUGUAUAAUAGCAAUACUAACAACGCAUACGAGGCCAUACGCCGCUGCCAGCGCCAUUAUAGCCAAAUUUUAAUGAAUAUUAAUGAAAGUAUUAGAAAUUAAUGUCAAUUAAUUUCGAAAUCACAUCAAACAAUGAACGAAACACACUGUACGCCCCCAGCCAUCAAUAGCUGAGCUGCUCAACAGUCGAACAGCAAAGCCGAUGCAAUAACAAAAACCUCAAUUAACCUCAAUAAAGCCGGCGUCAGCUCCCCCAACCGUAGGCAAGACGCAAUGACCUUGUCGCCGAAGCCGCUGUCACCGCCAAUAAUGCAACGAAAAAACGCCGGAUUUCCAACCGCAACUAGCAAGCGGCAACAGCACCGCACAGCUUAGUCAAUAUUGAAUCAGUGCGUGUGCGUGAUCAACGCGUGUGACAAGGAAGUAAGAUUAAGAUCAACUACAGCAACAACAGCAAAAGAAAAACGGCUUCGCAGUUAAUUCUACUUUAUAGUCUAGCAAAAAUAUUGUAUACCUCUGUAAGAUUAGAAAAAAAAAUCUCUAUAAUAACGCUUUAUAGGUUAUUAAUUAAACACUAGAAAAUAUGAGCGUAUCAAUUUAUGCAAACUCAUAAUUUAGCAAAACAAAAAAGAGAGAAAAAGUCUCAUAAAAUGAAAGAUGUUGACCUUAACUUAAAAGCUGAGACUGAGAAAUUGUUUUAAAUUAUUUCAAGCGUUAAAGAUAAACAAAAAA